AUGACUUCACCACCCACAUCUAGCUACGUGAUGACCAAGCCAGAUGAGAACGAUGAGAAAGACCGUCUCGACCUCCAGCACGAAAUCUGGCUUCUCGCUCUCCAAAACCGACUUCACACGACCGCAUUCACUCACCCACCAAAGACAAUCCUAGACAUAGGCUGCGGCACCGCAACAUGGGCCCUAUCAAUGGCAGAAGUGCAUCCUGAAGCCACCAUCACCGCAACCGAUUUGCACCGGCCUCCAAAGCUCACUGCCACGACCCUCUCAUCGUCCCCCAACCUCCGAUUCUCCCAAUUCGACGCGGACGACCUCAUCUGGCCCUUUCCAGAGCAUACCACGUUCGACUUUAUUCACGGCCGCAUGAUCACCUCCGGAAUCCACAACUGGCCUCGCUUCCUUACUCACUGCUCCUCUCUACUUACCCCAGGCACUGGCCGUCUUGAGCUUCUAGACGUCUCUCAUCCUUUCCGCGCGGAGAACGCAGCAGCGGAUGGAGAGGCGCUGUCCCCGUUUAUCCGGUUUGGAUAUGCCAUGGAAAGGGUUUGGGCUGCCAACGGCAUCGACUAUCGGGCUACAGAAAAACAUGCACUUCGGUUGAAGGAACUGGGGUUUCAGGAUAUUGUCAUGGAGGAGGUGAGGUGGCCGCUUGGUCCGUGGGUCCAUACCUCGGAGCGGGAGAUGGAGUUGGGACGGCUGAAUCUGGAGAAUUUUGGGCGGUUUAUUCGGACUGCCGGGGUGAAUCUCCUAAUGAGUGGGGAUGAUAAUGGGGAAGAAAGAGAGAAGAGGAUGGCUGAGGCUCAGAGGUUGGUAGAUGACGCUGUUAGGGAUUUGGAGGAUGAUUGGGACACGAAUAGGUAUUAUUUGUCGAUGAAAAUCCACCGCGCACGGAAGUGAACUCAGUGAUGAGAGCAACGGCUGGAUGGCAAUUUGGAAAGCUAGGAGGUUGAAAGAUGUCCCAUGUGC
This is a messenger RNA of Aspergillus sclerotioniger CBS 115572, 966 nucleotides long. Its product is annotated as class I SAM-dependent methyltransferase. Bases 1 to 897 code for a protein of 298 amino acids. The record is from RefSeq and is a predicted model, not a curated record. NCBI's taxonomy places the organism in Eukaryota, Fungi, Ascomycota, Eurotiomycetes, Eurotiales, Aspergillaceae. The transcript is spliced from 3 exons. Gene Ontology annotation, molecular function: methyltransferase activity.